Molecule: messenger RNA, 459 nt
Organism: Symbiodinium natans
Lineage: Eukaryota; Dinophyceae; Suessiales; Symbiodiniaceae
Source: the annotation of a GenBank genome assembly
AUGGCCCCUUUCAGUUCCAAUUGGCUGGCCACCAGUUUCACAAGCUUGAUUCUCUAUGGGUUCUGGGGUUUUCUGGGAAAACUGGCGAUGGUGCGCGGACUUUCUGGUGCGCAGGAGGCUGGCUUAGAGAAGCUGGGAUUCUUUCUCACGUUGCCCCUCGUUCUGAAGCCAUCCUCGGGGGAUCCCAACCCUGGCCACCUUGGCUCCGGCAUCAUGUCCCGACCCAAGUUUGCCAUUUUGUCUGCGCUGCUUAGCGGAGUUACUUCAGCACUGGCUAACAUGUGCUACACUCGGGCAAUGAUGCACGGCAAUGCUGGCGCAGUGUCUGCCAUAACGGCGUCCUAUCCGCCCGUCACGUUGCUCCUCUGCUCCGUGUUCAUGAAAGAGAAAGCAUCGACUCGCAAGCUCCUGGGAUCUUUCUUUACCCUCCUGGGCGCAUACUUGAUAUCACGCGGCUGA